Molecule: messenger RNA, 3232 nt
Organism: Ornithodoros turicata
Lineage: Eukaryota; Metazoa; Arthropoda; Arachnida; Ixodida; Argasidae
Product: low-density lipoprotein receptor-related protein 1B-like
Exons: 30
Coding region: 16-2808 (930 amino acids)
Cellular component (GO): plasma membrane
Molecular function (GO): protein binding
Source: RefSeq, a predicted model, not a curated record
GCUAUUGGUUCCUUGAUGCAAAACCGCAUCCCGUUAUUUGCGGAAUCCGUGCCCUGUGUUGUUUCCACGGGUUUGAUCUCAUGCGAAACUACGGUUGUCGUAUAUGUACUCGACAACCAAGCGAAACAAGCGCGCAGUGAACAAUCGGCUGCACACGUGCGGGUGCACGUGCGGACGCGGGCCGUAUUCAGAACAGCUGAACUACGGCCGGUAAGAAGGAACAACGAGGCCUCGCAAAAUUGUCUUCGCGAAACUGACCAAAGACUUCACUGGUCCAGACAAGGACCUUCCAAGCAGAGGAUACUCAGCCUCGUGGUCCUACCCGUGUUCGUCAUGGUGCAACGCCAUCGCGCGGGUUCUUCGCCGAACCCCCCGCCCGAACUGAGGCGGGCAGCUCCACAGAGCGAGAGACCGGAGCAGUCAACGUCGAAAACUGGUCCAUCGACGACUGUCUUGAUCGGCCUUGUGGUUGUCGUGGGCCUCGUCGUCUUAGUCAUCUUCGCCUAUCGAUAUGCCUUCCAAAAGGCGGACCCGACUGCGCCACUUCUUCAGCCGCUCCAGAAGGGCAUCGGGAAUGCUGCAAAAGGAAUCGGUCUCGAAACCCCGAAGAUAACGGUUAGAAGAGCUGACUCCUCCACCGCGCAAAUGGAAAACUUGAAGACCAGCACACAAUUUAAAUCGAUAACGCAGGUAACGACGCAGGGUUCGAAAAGCUUCAGAAUCUUGAAUGAUGGAACAACCACGGUAGUACCAACGAAGGGUGCAUGGAAGCCAAUCCAGUCAGUCAAUGCCACGGGUGACACAGACGAUGAUCAAAAGAUCAUGCACAACGAAUUCGCAGGCUUCCUGGCUCGUCUUCCGCACGGUUGCACGAAACCCGACGUGCCGUGUGGAGAUAGAAGGACUUGCAUUAAUCCUAUCCGUGUUUGCGACGGCCACCCGGACUGUCCGAACCAAAGCGACGAACAGAGCUGCGUUAAACUUCAUUGCCGCAAAGGACUUUUCAAAUGCUCCAUCAACCAAGUAGAAAGAUGUAUUCGGAGCACUGCUAUUUGUGACGGCGUCGGAGACUGCGAUGACCAUAGCGACGAAUUGCACUGCAAUGGCAGUGCCAACAAUACACCCGAUUUCUUCGAGGACAUGCCGUUGAAUUUGGGUGGAAACGACGGUCACCGAAGACCCCAGACUUCAAAGCAGCCGCACCCUGGUGCGGAACACGUUGGACCGCCUCAGAGGAGACCUCAUACCCCGAAGCCGUCACCAGCAGCGAGGAUAUUCACCCGCACUCCUGUCUUCGGACGUGCUUCAUCUCCAGGUUUACCGCCGGAGGGCGCCGUAAGAAGCCGCAGGUUCGAGGCACUCGAUGAGGAGUGCACGAAGUCUGAAUUUGCCUGCAAGACGACCAGGACGUGCGUUCCAUCCCAGUGGAGGUGCGACGGAACGGCAGACUGUGAAGACGGAUCCGACGAAGUCAAUUGCACAAAGCGGGUAUGUCUCGAACCCUUCGUCAGCUGCAGCGACCAGAGCAGCUGCGUCUUGAAGAAAAAGCUCUGUGACGGAAAAUUCGACUGUUCCGAUAAAUCCGACGAAGGCAGCUGCGCUCGGUGCGUGACUCCCCUCGUCAAAUGCGCUACUGUCAACCGAUGCAUCGACAAGUCAUCUGUGUGUAACGGAAUAGCUGAGUGCGAAGACCGUUCGGACGAAGACAACUGCAAGUCGAGGAAAUCUCUUCUGAACGGAGACAAAGAAGGGGAGAAGGAAGAAUGUCGGAGUCGUGAGUUCGCCUGCAAAUCAACCCACGAGUGUAUCCCGAUGCGUUGGCUCUGUGAUGGCAGUGAAGACUGCGAAGACGGAUCGGACGAAGAAAUGUGCCCCAGAUCCAAUCAACGCCUCGCUAACCUGCGACAUAAAGACGGACGGCCACGGAAAAGGCGCUUCUUCAUCGCUGACGAAGAGGGCAAAAGCGUUCCACUAGGAAAGAACCAACCGGCACUUCUCCACAAUGCUCCGAUGCAUAUGCCUCCCGGCGCUGGAAAAAAUUCCGGGAACAAAGCAAAGCCCUCGACUGACGAAGAUGAAUAUGAAGACGAGGACCGAGAGUUCCAUGAAGACGAAUCGGAUGAUGGGGCUCAACAGGGUCCAAAGAAAGGUCGUCGUCCGUCGGGCAAGAUAGAUGACGACGACGAUCCGGAAUACCACCUGGACGAGAAGACGAAGCCGGAAGGAGAACCUAAAUUCAAGGCAGUAACGUACCGUCCGGUGCCUUGCAAGAAGGACCAGUUCCGAUGCGUGGACAACAGCGAGUGCAUUCCCCUUUCCUGGAAGUGUGACGGGAACGAAGACUGUUCUGACGGUUCGGACGAAAAGAAAUGCAGAAAGGUCUGCGAGCCAGCCGAAUUUUACACCACCUGCGGCGACGGCGUGACCUGCAUUCCUAAAAAUGCCAUCUGCGAUGGAGUAGUCGACUGCAAGGAUGGGCACGACGAAGCCAACUGCUCUAAAGCAGUCACAUCGCCUUCGUUGAACGCGCUCAAAGGAAGCACUGCGCCAGAAGAAGAACGGCUGAAGUUUCCCGACUGUCCGGCAGACUACUUCAAGUGCAAGACUGGAGGGAAUUGCAUCAUGAAUAUUCUCGUCUGCGACGACGAAGAGGAUUGCAAAGACGGCUCUGACGAGCAGAACUGCGCGAAACAAUGUCCCAGCUCCCACUUCCAGUGCGAGACGGACAAGACGUGCAUCAAACGGAUAUUCCGCUGCGAUGGAGACGUCGAUUGUGAAGAUGCCUCGGAUGAGAGGAACUGCGAUUAGUUUCCCCGGGUUUUAUCUAUACUGGGAAUGCGUGAACAGUUCACCAUUGUCAAUAGCGAAAUGAGUGACUAUCGAAAAUUGAUUGAAUCGAAUAAUGAGUCGCUAGCUAAUUUUCUUGUAAUAAAAGGUACGCAGUGCAAUAACAGCAAAACAGAAUCUUAAACCUGUUUAAAUGUUUAAACCUGGUCGCAUGAACGACGUGAUGUAUCGUAAAGCCUUCCCGAUCACGUCGCCCACGCGAUGGAGACUAUAUGCAGCAGCGGCCGGAGGGGCUCGCCUGGGGUUCUGCUGGUAGGAGACACAAAGCCUUCCCGCCUCCCGCACGGGGAGCAUUGACGGCGUCGUGCUGGAAGGGGUGUCGCAGCGGUGCUCACGUUUUUCAACCGGCGAAUUUAUGAAGGAAAUAAAAUGUCAUUGCUGCCUA